AUGGAGAGGGAGAACCAGCCAGACAGAAAUCAGAGCAGGAGGAGCUGUCCUCGGUGUCUCAGCUCAGCUCAACUCUGCAAGCUGGCAAUGGGUGUCCCCAGAACCAUCGUGCUCUUCCUCUUUGGGGCUGUGUUCUGCCUGACAGAGUCCCAAGCCCAGCAAUGCUACAGCUUUCAACACAUCUACCUCGGGCCCUUUGACCUCAGUGCCGUGAAAUUCCACAACAUCUCCUGUCCCCACGGGUGCUCUGAGGCAGUCUUGUCCCUGGACACUGGGUACCGCGCCACGGUGACCGUGGUACAGAAGGGCUGCUGGACAGGCCCGCCUACGGGCCAGAUGCUGUCCGACGACCGCGCGCUGCCGCCCGACUACUCGGUGGUGCGCGGCUGCACGACCGACUUGUGCAACGCCGACCUCAUGACCCACGACACCAUCCCCAAUCUGAGCCCGGCGCCCAACCCGCCGACUCUCAGCGGCAUGGAGUGUUACGCCUGCCUGGGGAUCCACCCGGAGGACUGCACCCCGGAGAAGUCCCGACGGGUCCAGUGUCACCAGGACCAAAGCGUCUGCUUCCAGGGCAAUGGCCAAAUGACCGUCGGCAAUUUCUCAGUCCCAGUGUACAUCAGGACCUGCCACCGGCCGUCCUGCACCAUCAAGGGCACCUCCAGUCCCUGGACAAACAUUGACCUUCAGGGCUCCUGCUGUGAGGGGCAACUCUGCAACAGGGACUCCGUGACCCAGUCCUUCACCACCGCCUCGGCUGCUGCCACCCCUUCCCAGGCGCCCCACGGCAUGGCCCUGCUCCUCAUGGUCCCCCUGCUGGCUGGCACUCUUGGAGGCCCCCUCCUGCCCUCCUCCUAGAAGCCCCUCCAGCCUCUUCAUGAGCAGGAUGCUGGGGGCAGGCAUGGACCCACUACUCCCAGCUUCACACAACUUCAGCCUCUGUAAUGUGGCUCACUGGGAAAUGAUGUCAAACAACAGUU
Molecule: messenger RNA, 983 nt
Organism: Felis catus (domestic cat)
Lineage: Eukaryota; Metazoa; Chordata; Mammalia; Carnivora; Felidae
Gene: LYPD5
Product: LY6/PLAUR domain containing 5
Exons: 6
Coding region: 1-861 (286 amino acids)
Cellular component (GO): plasma membrane
Source: RefSeq, a predicted model, not a curated record